UUUAUGUCUUAUAGCUUGCCUUGAAGGGAUCUAACUAUGCUGGUCUGCUGGAGCGGCAUCGCAUUCAUACAGAAAAUGUGGAGCAUGUUGUAGACAGUUUACGGAAUGAGAGGAUAGAAGUCCGUCUUGUUAAACGUCGAGAAUAUAAUGAAGAGACUGUUCGGUGGGCAGAUGCUGUUAUAUCAGCAGGAGGUACGACUUUGUGGAAGGUGAUGGUACAAUGUUGUUGGCAGCCAGUAAGGUCUUUGAUAAAUUUAAACCAGUUAUUGGAGUAAAUACUGAUCCUGAAAGAUCAGAGGGUCACUUGUGCUUGCCUGUGAGAUACACACACUCAUUUCCUGAAGCACUACAGAAGCUUUAUCGUGGUGAGUUCAGGUGGCAGUGGCGACAAAGAAUCCGACUGUAUCUUGAAGGAACUGGUAUUAACCCAACCCCUGUAGAUUUACAUGAACAGCAGCUGAGCCAAGAGCAACACAGCAGGGCUCACAUAAAUGAAAGAUUCCAGGAUCAAAGAUCUGACAUUUCUGGUCCACAUCUUUUACCAGUGAGAGCACUCAAUGAAGUCUUCAUUGGGGAAUCUCUUUCAUCCAGGGAGAACUUUAAGUCCUGCAAACCCAGUUUUAAAUUCUCGCUUCAUAGGGCCUCCUAUUAUGAGAUAUCAGUUGAUGAUGGUCCUUGGGAAAAACAGAAGAGUUCAGGGCUUAAUGUCUGUACUGGAACAGGAUCAAAAGCAUGGUCCUAUAAUAUUAACAAGAUAGCACAUCAAGCUGUUGAAGAGAUCCUUAAAAUUGCUAAAAAGCAUGGAAGUUUGAAUACGCCAUUGAAUGCGGAACUAGUACAAAAAGUAACAAAUGAUUACAAUGAGUCCCUGCUCUACAGUCCAGAAGAACCAAAGAUGUUUUUCAGUAUUAGAGAACCUAUUGUAAAUAGAGUUUUCUCAAGUAGCCGGCAGCGUGGCUUCUCUUCAAAAGUCUGUGUUCGUUCCCGUUGUUGGGACGCAUGUAUGGUUGUAGAUGGAGGAACAUCUUUUGAGUUCAAUGAUGGGGCGAUAGCUUCAAUAAUGAUUGAUACAGAGGAUGCACUGUGCACUGUUCUGCUGGAAGAAUGAAGGACCCUAGUUUCUUCUGCUGAAACAAUGCUGGAUCCAGAGGGAGAACUCCUGGAGAUAGACAGCACAUCACCAUGCUGCAUUACGUUGGAAGCUGGCCUUUUUGGAUGCAAGAGUAUUUGAAGGAAGUUUUGAUCAGUUUUUCAUUCCUUUGGGUUGGUGAAACCUUAGCCUCAUAUUUAAGCUCUAUUUGCAUCUGAUGUAAAAGAAAUAUAUCUGAAGUCUUACCUCUAACUUCAGUGAAAAUUGACAUUUUAACCUGUAAGGCAAACAUGAAAGAAUAUCUUUUUAAACACAGGUAGAUGGAUUCAAGUAUUAAGUCAGUAGCAUUAAAUAUUCAGAUGUACAGUUUUUUAGUAACAGUCUGGGACUGAUGAACCUGAACACCUUCAUACGUAUACUUUUGUAGAACCGUUGGCUGUCAAUCUAGCAAGGAUAUAUAGAUUUUGGAAAAUCCUGAUGUUGAUGUAAUAGAAAUGGAAAUACAAACCUUUUGUAUGCUUCUCAAAAAUUUUACAACUUUGUAGUUUCAUACAACUUGUGACAUUUUUUUUUUCUCUUUUAGUAUUUUUUCUACUUUGUAGAUUUACAUAAAAAGUAAAAGUCUGGCUUAGUCACACCUUGAAUGAGGUAGCUCUUACCCUUCUCCUUGGCUAGAGAGGGACUUGAAACCCAAGGGUUUUCUUGAGCCCUUUAAUAGGCAUAUACAAACAAAAGGAAACAUGACGAAGGAAGAUACACUCCUUCACUGAAUGGAUUAGCUGGCUAGCAAGUGUUCAGUCACAGUAGCAUAUAUGUAAGUGGCUAUCAUUAAGAAAGAUAUUUGGCCUUAUUGAGUUGAAUGGUUUGGAAUUUUAGGUUCUGAGUUUCUUUAGGUGGGUGCUUGGAGCACAAGUUAAUACCUGUAUGUCACUCAGUUUUCCAUGUAUGUUUUUUUUUAACUUUACCAUAAAGUUUAAAUUUCCAAUCCUAUGCUCAAUUUUACUGAUAUUUAAUUGGCAACUAAUUAAUUUUACAUGCCUCUGAUUAUGUGUUAGCUAAGCAAGUUGAUAAUAGGGAAGAAACUGAUCAUAGAAAAGGAAGUGACUUUUUAGAUGUUUUAGAGAAACUGUGAACUAUGACUGACUUUGAAAGUUUGUGCUGAUAAUCACAUAGAUAAGGGGGCAGAAUCUGACAAAAAAGAAGACUCCUACAACAGGAACUCUUCUGUUACAUGACUUGAAACAAAUGGGUUUUGUCCUGUGUACUACAGGUACAUUUCCAAAAGUGAGUUUUCUUCAAACUGCUUUUGAUUGAAGAGACUUCUGUAACAGAUGUUCUCAGGUCUAAUGGAAAUGUUCUCCUGUGCUGCCAAUUGGUGUAUUUAUUGCCAACCUCAAAAUGUAAACUGAUCUUUAUAGGUAGAGGAAGUGGAUAAAGGAUUUUUUUCCUUCUACUACUUAAUUGUAUCCACUCCAAACCUGAAUUUAGAGUAAACUGAUUUGAUCACACCAUUCAAUUCCAGGAAAAUGUGAUACUGAUGGAACUUCUUUGAAUAAGCUAUCACUGUUUGUGUACAUUUCACCUUUUAAGUCUGCUGCAGAUUUAGUUACACAAUCUGAGUUAUCAGGAUUGCAGACCAGAAGGGGAAAACCAAAGCAAAUAUUCUUUAAAAAUUUGGUAAGUUCAGGAACUAUCAGAAUAAAGUUUUUAAUAAGCUAAAAUCUGCAAAACUCGUCUAAAAGUAAAGAUUCAAAAGACUAAUCUUUCUUUAGGAAGUUGGCUGCACAGAGACUAUGGUGUUUUAGUUAUGCCUAAUCCAUCUAGAACCAGUUAAGGAUGGUUUAUGUGCCUCUGUCUAGUACACUAGUCAAUAUGCUGUUAAGAGUAAAAUAACCUACCACCCCACCAAUGCCAUUAACACUAAUUUAUAACUUCCUAGGACUUUACCACUGUGUUAGAUCAGAGGUUUAGGUAUUGAAAGUGUCCUUGAAUACCUGCAUAUACAAAUUUAUGUAAAAACCCUGACCCCUGCUUAUUUGUGUGCUGUAAUGUUUUAAUGGAGACUGAUUAGUCUGAUCAGGGUGCAUACCUCUUGAAGAUGCCAGUCAUUCUGUAUUCUGAAUGCUGAGACUAAACAGCCAUGUUGUCAGGCCCUACAUACAAUCUGGUUUAGGGCUCAGUAGGAGAUUUUGCAAUCAAAUUCUCAACUUAGCAAAAUGAAAACCUCACCUACUCAUGAGUGGCCUCUAUUGGUUUUGUCUGUAUUUAAUUGCACUUCUGUUGAAGCAUUUACUGGUGAAUGCUUGAUUUAAUAAGAUGAUUUAGAGAUCUAUAAUAGAUAAAACAGUAAGCAGCUACCUUUUUUUUUUAACAAAAUAAUUGUAGAAUCCUUUUUAAGGAUCCUUUAUUACAAAGGAUUGAAGUACAGACAACUUAAUCUGAUAGACAGUAUUCAGUGACAGGACUGAAUAUGGGUUUAACACUCAUUUAAUCUGCCCUGGACUGGCAGUGAACUUCACACCUCUUCCACCUGCUGAAUCAGAUCCAUGGUAUUUCUAUUUAGUGCCAGUCCAUACCAUGUUCUGCUAAACUAGACCUGUCAUUCUUUGCUUUUUUUAAAGUAAGUGGUGUUUAUAUAUUAUGUAAUAAAAAUGUAAAAC
Molecule: messenger RNA, 3750 nt
Organism: Athene cunicularia (burrowing owl)
Lineage: Eukaryota; Metazoa; Chordata; Aves; Strigiformes; Strigidae
Gene: NADK2
Product: NAD kinase 2, mitochondrial
Exons: 11
Coding region: 221-1108 (295 amino acids)
Biological process (GO): NAD+ metabolic process
Cellular component (GO): mitochondrion
Molecular function (GO): NAD+ kinase activity
Source: RefSeq, a predicted model, not a curated record